Penaeus vannamei (Pacific white shrimp) is the source of this 1456-nucleotide messenger RNA. RefSeq names its product transmembrane protein fates-shifted (gene fsd). Gene Ontology annotation, molecular function: protein binding. Gene Ontology annotation, biological process: regulation of protein stability. NCBI's taxonomy places the organism in Eukaryota, Metazoa, Arthropoda, Malacostraca, Decapoda, Penaeidae. Gene Ontology annotation, cellular component: SCF ubiquitin ligase complex. The record is from RefSeq and is a predicted model, not a curated record.
UACAGCGGAAUUGCAAGGAUUUUAUUAUCAUUGCAUAAAAUGGCUUAAAAGUGAAAGGAGACGUAAUUAUUGCAUACCUCUUUUAUUUUCACGGUUCCUUAAACGGUAUAUCAAGUAUCAACCUUCGCAUUUAUACCUUAACACAAAAAGAACUUCGAAAUGUGUACCAGAAAGCUAACAGUAUUUUACCAUAUCGCGCCACAGUAGUUGACCCAAAUUAUAGAUAACCAAUUAGAAAUUACUUAACCAAAGAAGUAUGAAGCAUAAGAAAAAGUUGUAAGUAAGAGCUCUGUCAUGCCCAAAAAUACCAGAAAAUGUAAGAAAAAGGUCAAGACGAGGCAGACUGUGACAUCUGCUCUGUCAGCCUUGUCAGAUGUUACAGUUAAUGAAUUUGCUAACAACCAAGCAAAGAGAAGUGGACACCGAAAGCAGACAAACGUCCAUGUAAUAAUGAAUGAAGUGGAGAGAUUAAAAGUAGCCGAGGAUGACAGGUCUUGGGAUGAAAAGGCGGAUGAUGAUGAAUUUGAUGAUGAAUACAAGGAAGGUGUCAACGACGAGCAUGGAGGUGCAGGGCGAAGGAGAGGGAAAAGAAAAUACAGUACAAAGGAAACAGAUUCAGAUAUUACAGAAGGUAUUGAUUUACCACUUGAUAUCUGGUUUUUAAUCAGUGAGCAUAUCCGUCCUGAAGAUGUUGGAAGAUUUGGUGCAAUAUGUUAUGCUACUUUUUAUGUGAUUUCCACUGGAAGGUUUUGGAAUACUUUAUAUAAAAGACACCACAGACUGAUCUCACAACUCCCAGAAGAGCUGACCAUCUGGAAUAUGGAACGCCUGAGGGGUCUCAAGGCCAAUGUGAUUCGUGCCCUCUUUUACAUGUACCCUCCAUUUCAUGCUCGAAUUGCAGGGGAAAAGCCUUUGACAGCUGAUCCCACUCGGCUAUUGCGAACUCAGUGUGUGUUGCAGUGGCAUAGUAAAAUGGGCAGCAUAUAUAGAUAUUACUUCAAGUUUAGCAAGCAAAUGCAAAAUAAGAAAAGACUCACGUCAGCAAGAGAAGGCUUGCCAGCCCUUAUGACAAAGGACAGUCUGAUACAUGUCAAUGACAAUGAAGGUUGCUACAUAAUGGAGGCUGUCGCAAGCUGCAUAUGUGCCGUCCCCAUGGUGAUGGGUGAAUACCUCCACCAUGCUGGUCUUGGGGUGUCAGCUGACCUGCGCUCCCACCGUUUACACCUUUCACUUGCACCAGCACACCUCCUCCCCAGCACAGCAUCAGCCAAGUCACGGAAGUAUCAGGUUCCCUACAAAGAGGUCAUGCUAGAGCCUGUGCGCGAUGUACGUGUAUACCCUUGGUGGCAUCCCCAGUAUUGGAAAUGUGGUAGAUAAAAUUCUAUUAUUGUUACAUCAUUUUUUCAUAUCAUUCAUAGGUCUUCCAUGGUUUGCAUAAUAAAUUGUAUGCAUCUUU